UCACGCGAGUGAGACAUCUGUCAGCGCAGGCAAGUGAACUGUGGUAUAGUAUUUAAAUCAUAAAAGAGAACCCGUUGUGUCGUAUUAGUUGUACCCAUACGGAGACGAGAUGAUGUCAGAUGUAGUAUCCGUAUAGAAAGUGUUUGCGAAACCUUCCCAGGAAGAAGCACUAUAUCAACGGGGAAAGGCAAGAGAAAGUACAAGUGGAUGGACUCACGGAUCAGAGAGAAAUUCCUCACCUGUGCCUGUGCUACUGGGAAUGCUGUUGCCAAUACAUGACUAACUAUAGUAUACUAUCAUUCCGUCCAGUGUGUUAUAUGCUUCUCUUGUCUCAUAUACUCAGUAUUAGGAGCAUCAUAUCCACAAACCAAUACAAGCGCAUAUUUUGUGUACAGAAUCUCCCGUGCUGCAUGAUGCUUGGAUAUCAUAUCGUGACACGGUGGAACUGACAAGUUGUGCUCGGUAUGUGUUCUUAUCCAAAUGUGAGUUUGUAGAAGAAGAAUCUCGUUUCUCCGAGCAAAAAGAGCGCUCAGCUUCUCGCUCUCGAGCAUUGGUGCCUGCGUUUUCCUCGGAGCCCGUGUCAGUCAGUCAGUGAAAAAAGGUUUGAUGGUGCAGAAAUGUAUGAGAAGUGAAAAAUUCGACUUUUUUCUCCUCUGGUUCGAUAGGGAAAAAGCAGAAGGAUACACACGGCAAAGGAGGAAAAUUUACCAAUUCUUGUGAUAUGCAUUAGGUUUUUUGAGUUUUUGUUUUGUGCGGGCGUGAUCCAUUUUUGUGGUUAUCGGUAGUGCUGUUCGGGGGAUUUGCAGUGAAGAGGAAAUUUUCGUGGGAUACAGCCAACGAAGGUCCAUCGCGUGAAGAAUAUAGUGAGCCUGCAGAAAAUUAAGAGAAAAAAAGCAUAGUCAAAAAGUGGAAUGAUCCUUCCAACCGAAUGAAAAGUGUGUGAAAAAGUGCUGAAAGGAAGGAAGAGAAAGGUGAUUCCAGUGCAUAGAAUAUCGAUUUCGAGAACCGUCAGCUACAUCUCGACUAAGCCUCUAGGAUAUAGGCACACAACAUCAUACAUCUUCUUCAGCACUGAAAACUGGGAUUACCAGGACGGGAAAAUGUUUACGGGUACCCUGCGUCUGAAAGUCUGCGAAGCCUGUGGCCUGCGACCGACGGAUUUUCAAACGCGACAUACGAUGACGUUCGGCAGACUCAGCGAUCAACUCAUCGAUCCGUAUGUCUCGAUAGAUGUUGACGAAAAGUUCAUAGAACGAUCCACGACAAAACCACGCACAUUCGAUCCAGUGUGGAAUGAAAGCUUUAUACACGAGGUGGAAAACGCCAACGUACUUGGCAUGACGAUAUUCCACGAAGGUCCGAUCACGGACGUAUUUGUAGCCAACACGACGAUCCCUUUCGACGAUCUAGUCUCACGAAACGAGUCCGACCAGCAGGAUUUUUGGGUGGACUUGGAACCGCAGGGUCGGUUACACGUGAAAAUCGACCUACGAUGGAACCAGGAGUGCAGCAGUGCCGCAUCGCAGCAGCAAAACUCAUGCCGACGGAUGGGCGUCAAGGAUCAACCGUUCUUGAACCGACGACGCGGUGCUAUGAGGAGGCGCGUCCACCAGGUUAAUGGUCACAAAUUUAUGGCCACGUUUCUACGUCAGCCAACGUUCUGCUCGCACUGUCGGGAAUUCAUAUGGGGAUUAGGCAAGCAAGGCUAUCAAUGUCAAGUUUGCACAUGCGUGGUUCACAAACGGUGCCAUAGUUCUGUCGUGACCAAGUGUCCCAAGAAAAAGGAUGAGGUAUUACCACAGACCAAGCCCGCACCGCAGGAUGCGGCCCAGCGCUUCAAUGUAAAUAUACCACAUAGAUUUGCAGUGCACUCGUUCAAGCGGCUGACAUUCUGCGACCACUGCGGUUCGCUCCUGUACGGGAUCAUCAGACAGGGUCUGAAGUGCGAAGUGUGCAGCAUGAACAUCCACCGGCGCUGCGAAGGAAAUGUGGCCAACAACUGCGGCAUCAACACGAAGCAGCUGGCCGAGUUGCUCAACGAGAUGGGCAUCACCAUGGAUAAAACACCACCACGUAGAUCUAAGUAUUUAAAUCAAGCGCCUAGUGAUAACUCAUCCACCUCGGAACGUAGCGAGGACAGUUCGCUGGAUUCGCUUUCGACCAAGAGUAGCCUGGAUACCGAAAGUCUACAUUCGCAACAGGGCGCACAACAGCGGCCCACAUCUAGUCAACAGCAUAAACUGGCCGGUGCGGCUGGUGCCACAUCUCAGGACGACGAUAGCAACCGUGCAGCGAGCGGGGGCGUGAUGGUUGGCAAGACGUGCCUGAAUGAUUUCAACUUCAUCAAAGUUCUCGGCAAGGGUUCUUUCGGCAAGGUGAUGCUGGCCGAACGGAAAGGUACUGACGAGGUGUACGCCAUAAAGGUGCUGAAGAAGGACGUAAUCCUGCAGGAUGACGACGUGGACUGUACGAUGACCGAGAAGCGAAUUCUGGCACUGGCGGCCAAACAUCCGUUCUUGACUGCGCUGCAUUCGUGCUUCCAAACACCGGAUCGCCUGUUCUUCGUGAUGGAGUACGUCAACGGUGGCGAUUUGAUGUUCCAGAUUCAGAGAGCGCGCAAAUUCGAUGAACCGCGGGCGGCAUUCUAUGCAGCCGAAGUAACGUUAGCGCUGCAAUUCCUGCACCGUAAUGGGGUAAUUUAUAGAGAUUUAAAACUGGAUAACAUCCUUCUGGACGCCGAGGGUCACUGCAAGCUGGCUGACUUUGGAAUGUGCAAGGAGGGCAUUAUCGGUGACAAUUUGACCUCGACGUUCUGCGGAACGCCAGACUAUAUCGCACCGGAAAUUCUGCAAGAGUUGGAUUACGGCCCGUCCGUCGAUUGGUGGGCGCUGGGUGUGCUAAUGUACGAAAUGAUGGCCGGACAACCUCCAUUCGAAGCGGACAAUGAGGACGAUCUGUUCGAAGCGAUCCUACGGGACGAUGUUCUCUAUCCCGUCUGGUUGUCACGUGAAGCGGUGUCGAUUUUGAAAGGGUUCAUGACAAAGAAUGCAGCUAAGCGAUUAGGUUGCAUCGAUGGCGAAAACCAGAUCCGUACCCAUCCCUUUUUCAAGGAUAUGGAUUGGGAUGCGCUCGAGCAGCGAAAAGUACGACCACCAUUCCGGCCAAGAGUGCGAAGUGCACGCGAUGCCCUCAAUUUCGAUACCGAGUUCACCAAGGAGGACCCAGUAUUAACCCCAGUGCCGAACGAUAUCAUCCGUUGCAUCAAUCAGGAAGAAUUUGCCGGAUUUUCGUUCGUAAAUUCCGAGUUCGGUCCGGAGCGUAAAAUUGUUUGUUAAAAAACGGAAGAAUCGCAAACCAGCAGCAGCAGCAACAACAACAACAACAACAACAAGCACACAUUUAUAUACAUUGCGCGCUUUACCGCUUAUAAGUGAUAAAACCAAAGAGUAAACCCAACACAAAUAAGCACACAAACAAAACAAACAUACACACACAACAAAUAGGUGUUGCUCCCAUCGUCGGAGCACUAGUAGGAAACUAAACAAAAGAGCAGAGCGGAAAUGUUAUAGAAGGUUUUAUAAUUGCAGGAAAGUUCUGAUUUUUAUUACAAAUGCUGCACAAAACACACGGAUCGGUAUCGAAAGAAUGAGUACCGAACAUGAUUGGAAAAGAGCUAGAAAAGUUACAAAAAACAGACACACACACUCAUACACACACAUACACACGCGAGAUUAAUGCUUAUUUUUGGAAGGAAGAGGAAGACGACAGAGAGAAAGGUGAGAGCAAAACGAACCAGUCGAUUUUAGUAGGAUAACUUUUAGUUUUAGCGAGAAGGCAGCAUUGCAAAUGCACAAAACGUUUCGUUGAAGAAUCUGUUACACUUUCGGUAUUGCGAAUUUAGUUGCCAUAUAAAUCGAACGAAUCAUCGAUUGCAGUGAUUUUUUUUUCUGUAUCUAAGCUUUCAGUUAAUUUUUAGCAAAACAAUAGCUUUAUUUUCAAGUGUACGCGCGCUAAAAGCAGGGCUUAGGAGUGCAAUAUUUUGAUGUUAACUUUUGUGUUUCUGUUAAGUUUAGAAUUGCUGUUUCCGUUCACGGUAAUCUCCGAUCAGUUAAGUUAAGUUAUCUUAUUACAAGCAUUUUACAAAUAGUAAAAUUCAUUUCCCUACUGUUAUGCAAACAUAAUGUGCUUUGCAUACGAACAAUAUCGCUAGAUAAUUUUGCACCAACGGAAAACUAGGAAACAAUCAUCAUAAUUUGACGUCCAAUUUGAGUGUUCAAAGAGAGAAUCUAUGGGAAGGGUCAUCCAGUAGACAUUCUGUUCCAUUGUCGUUUAUCGAAGCAAAAUAAAUUCCUUAAA
Molecule: messenger RNA, 4356 nt
Organism: Ochlerotatus camptorhynchus
Lineage: Eukaryota; Metazoa; Arthropoda; Insecta; Diptera; Culicidae
Gene: Pkc98E
Product: Protein kinase C
Exons: 11
Coding region: 1101-3335 (744 amino acids)
Biological process (GO): protein phosphorylation
Cellular component (GO): nucleus; cytoplasm
Molecular function (GO): ATP binding; diacylglycerol-dependent serine/threonine kinase activity
Source: RefSeq, a predicted model, not a curated record